This is a messenger RNA of Insectozyma verbasci, 2061 nucleotides long. NCBI's taxonomy places the organism in Eukaryota, Fungi, Ascomycota, Pichiomycetes, Serinales, Debaryomycetaceae. The record is from the annotation of a GenBank genome assembly.
AUGGUCGCUACUAGAAGAUCAGGAAAAAGUGAUCCCAUUGAAUUAAGUGAUAAUGGUAAAGGAACUCAAGAAAUUAUACCUAUUAAAAUUCAAAGAGCAAAUAAGGAAAAAUUAAAGAGACAACAACAAAAACAAAAUCUGAACAAACUAAGGGGUUCUAGGAGAAAUAAACAAGAAGAGAUUGAAGAAGUUGAGGUAGAUGAAGAUGAAUCACUUGAAGAUGAUUCGGUUGAAGAAGUAGAACAAGAAGACGAUGAUAAUGACAAUGAUAAUGACAAUGAUAAUGACAAUGACAACGACAAUGACAAUGACAAUGACAAUGUUGUUGAAGAAAAAAUUACUUCGAAAGUUGAAACAAGAGGUAGAAAAAGAAAAAUUGAUAAUGUUGAUACCAAAAAUAAAACAGAAAAAGUUGAAACAAGAGGUCGUAAAAGAAAAAAUAUAUCUGAACCAGCAACCACUAAAACACAAGAUCUGAUUAACAAACAUAAAAUCAAUCAUUUAUUAACAAAUAAUAUUGCCGCGCCAGCACCAACAUUAACACCAACACCAGCACCAACAACAACAACAACAACAACAACAACAACAACAACAACAACAACAACGACAGAUAAUGAAGAAGGUUCUUUAGAUGCUGCAAAACCUAAGAAAAGACGUGAUGUUGGCCGUGUCGGUAUCACUUCAAUUAUAUCACAAAAGAUUAUCCCCACAAUGAUUGAUGAUAAAAGUCAAGAAAAUGGUGGAGCUACUAAUGUUUCAAGUAUCAAAAAAAGAUAUCGAGUUGAUAGAGAUAAUAUUAAAAUUAAUAAAAGAAUAAUGUCACAAGAUACUGAAGAUGUCAUAAAAAUGUUUAAAAAAUUCGAUGAAGAAAUUUUAACAAAUCCAGAAGCAAGAUCAAGAUUACUUUCUUUAGGGUUUGAAACAAGAAAAAGAUAUAUUACAACAUUUAAACAUUAUAUCAGAUUUUGUUGUAAAAAAAAAUUGGAUAAUUUCUUUGUUACUGGUGAAUUAAUGAGAGAAUUUUAUGAAGAACAAUUUUCUUCAAGCAAUUCUAAUAAUCCAAUUAUUAGAUUAAGAAAAAUGGAUCCAGCUUUUUCAAAACUACAAGAAAUUAAUUUUUUGGUCUAUCAUUUACAAAAUAAAGAAAUUCCAAAUAGACAUGUAGCAUUGGAAUAUUUAGUUUAUAAAGAAAUGGGAAAGGAUCCAUAUACAGCACCACUAGAACAAAUUUUAAAUAAAGAUCAACCAAAUGAUGAUAAUAAUAGUAAUAUUAAUAAUAAUAAUAAUAAUAAUAAUAACACUCUUUCAAGAAAAGUAAGAAAGAUUGCAAAAAAACCACCAAAAUUAAGUAAAAAAGAUGACGACCAAAGUGAAGCUGAUUUAGGUUCAUUUUCACCACCUCAACCACAAGAACAACAACCAGAAGAACAACAACUACAACAACAACAAGUUGCUCCUCAUCAUCAACAACAACAACGUCAAAUACUUUCAAAUCCAAUGUAUACCAAAAAAUUAACCAAAAAGAAUAUUGUUGAAGUUAGAGAUUCAUUUAUUAAACUACGAGCUAAUAUUAAUAAAAUUUUACAUGGAAAUGUUAAUGUUGAUCCUGCUUUUAUUGAAGAUAUUUCAAAUAAAAUAAAUUUAGAAUUGAAAUCUUUUGAUUAUGAAUUAAAUGGUCCACCACCACCUCCACCACAUCAAGUUAAUAAAGGUGUUACAAUUAUUGAUAUGAAUCAUGAAUUAAAUACAGUGUAUGAAAUUGUUGAAGAAUGGUGUACAGAUGUUCCAAAUAAACCAUCAGUUGCAACUAGAUUAAAAAAAUGGAAUGAAGAUUGGAUCAGAGAUGAUAUUGAUCAUUCAACAAUGAUGGAAAGAAAAUCAAUUGUUCAAUUUGUUGAUAAAUUGGCAAAAGAAUGUAAAGUUGAUAUUUAUAAAAUGGCAAAUGAUUGUGAUAAAUAUAUUAGAGAAAAAUCGAUUUUGGAUGAAUUUAUUAGUGAGAUUGAAUUAGAUGCUGAUGAUUUGCACAAGAGAAUCUUAAGAUAUACAAAUAAAAGGAAAUGA